AGGCCGAGCGUUCCAUAAGAAAAAAGCGAGGGGACAGAGGGGCGGGGGAGCGCAGAUGCGGCUGCGAGCGCCGGCGGCCGGUGUCGCGCGGCAGGCUUCACGAUUGUACCACACCAUGCAAGUGGCUGAGGAUGCCUGCACCAAUUUUGAGGAUGAGCUGCUCUUCUGUGAAGACUGCCGCCUUUACUUCCGGGACUCCUGCCCGCAGCACGGACCCCCUACCUUUGUGGCUGACAGACCCGUUCCAGAAAGAGCUCAGUCACGGGCCCUGCUCUCCUUGCCGGAGGGACUUCUAGUCAAGGAGCGUUCCCAGGGGGGCCUCGGAGUCUGGAGCGCCCUCCCAGCCCUGCCUCGUGGCUGCAUCUUUGGCCCCUACGAAGGGGAAGUGGUACGGGAACAUGGCGACUGCACCCGGUAUUCCUGGGCGGUGCAGGACAACAGCUCCUACUUCUUUGUCGACGCGUCGGAUGAUUCUAGAUCCAACUGGAUGAGAUAUGUGGCGUGCGCCUCCACCGAGGAGGAGCAGAACCUGACUGUUUUCCAGUACCGGGGCUAUAUCUACUACCGGGUCUGCCAGACCAUACCUGCCGACACAGAGCUGCUGGUGUGGAUAGGGGAGGAGUAUGCACGCACGCUGGGAUUACGCUUAGGCGAGCAUUUUAAGUACGAAUUUGGCGAGAAGGAGCUGCUGAUGAAACUCUUCCAGGAGCUGCACCUCAAGACCCCGCCGCCGCCUCCCGCUCCCCACGCCCCUUCUUCCCGCACCCAGUACCUGUGUGGAGACGCCGCCGCCUCUCCCCUGCUGCCCCUCCACAAGCCAGGCCUCCCCCCGGGAGGGAGCCCUUUCCCGCUGCUGGAAGGGACGCAGAACCUGGUGGGGCUGGGGAGGGCGCAGAGCCGCUACUGGACUUUCUUUGGGUUCCAGGGGGACGCCUACGGCCGCAUCCUGGACAAGAGCAAAAUCAUCUGCAAGCUGUGCGGAGUCCGCCUCAGCUACAGUGGCAACACCACCAACCUACGCCAGCACCUCAUCUACAAGCACCGCUGCGAGUACAACCAGCUGGUUGGGACCCAGGCGGCCGCUCUGGACAAAGGGGUCCUGGGGACGGCGAGCGAGUUCGGAGCCCCCCGGCCUCCCGCCCCCGGCAGGACCACGCGGGCGGUGGCCGACUUCAUCGUGCUUGACCUGAUGCCCGUGGAGGUGGUGGAAGGAGAAGGGUUUGGGCAGAUGUUGGGGGUCCUGGACCCCAACUACAAGCCCCCAGAUGCUGCCUCCCUGGCCCACACGGUGCUGAGGGACAUGCACACCCACAUGAAGGGGAAAAUCUGGGAGCUGGUGCGGACCCUGCCCCAGUGCUCGCUCAGCUUGGACAUCUGGCGCCACAGCAACACCCUCACCUACCUCACUCUCACCGUGCACUACGUGGACGACUGCUUCGAAGCCCGGGCGAGGGUGCUCUCGAGCCGCCCCAUCCCAGAAGAGCCCAGUGCCGACGGCCUGGCGGAGGCCCUCAGCGAGGCGGCCAAGGAGUGGGGGGUCCGUGAGAGCACCUCAUACACCGUCGGAGGCCUUGGGCUCACUACCCAGCAGGCUGCGGCGGCGCUCGGUUGGACCGCCCUGCCUUGCAUCGGGCAGGCCUUGCGAGCCGCCAUGGAGGCUGUGCUGAGCCAGCCGGCAGCGCAGGGUGCCUUUGAGCGGCUGCGGCGCCUGGCAUCCUGGGCGCUGGCCGGGGCCGGCCGCAGCGAGAAACUGUGGGCCCAGGAGCCCCUCCUGCAAGCGCACCUCGGCCGCUUCCUGCGGGACGGGGGCAAGUGGCACAGCGCCUAUGCCGUCCUGCAAGGCCUGCUGGAGCACAGCGACCCUCUGGCGGGGCUCGGCCCCGACGGGGAGGCGACGCUGCGCCCCCAGGACUGGGCUGCCCUUCGGGACGCGGCCAAGGUCCUCAAGCCCAUGGCCAUUGCUACCUCGACAUUCACCAAAGACCCCUUUUCCAGCCUGUCCCUUGUCAAGCCUGUGCUCACCAGCCUUCUCUAUAAACACCUGGUGGGCAGCGAGUGGGACUCCGCCUUGGCGCUGGAAGCCAAGGCCGCGGCCCAGAAGGAACUGAACCAGCACUUCUCCAGCCCAGAUGUCAACCAGGCCCUCAACCUGGCCUGCGCCCUGGACCCGCGCUUCCGCGGCCUUGACUUCCUGAGCCACUCGGACCGCGUGGAAACCCUCCACUUGCUCAAGGCGGAAGCGUCGCGGCUGGCGGAGUCACCGGCAGCGCAGGCCUCCGGCCCGCAGGGCAUGGCCUUGCCCCCAUCGCCGCCAGCCAAGGUGCCAAAGCAAGACGCAGGCAUCGAGUUCCUGCUGGGGGACCUGUGCAGCAUGCGCGCCGCCUCGGGCGCCAGCUCGGCACAUCAGCAGGUGGAGCAGGAGGCCAGCAGCUUCCAGUCCAGCAAGGCCUCUGCCCUCGGCCAGGACCCUCUGCAGUGGUGGAAGACGCACCACACGCAGUACCCGCUGCUGGCCCGGGCGGCCCGCAAGCUGCUUGGCGUGCCUGCCACCUCGGUGCCCGCAGGCUGGCUGUUCAGCAGCGCCGGCGACGCCAUGCACACCAAGCGGCAGGCCCUGACGCCAGAGCACGUCGAUAUGCUGGUGUUCCUCCAUGGCAACCGAGCCAUGCUCUAUUAGGACACGGGGAAAGGGAGUGGGUGGCUUGGGUGGGCAGGGCACCCUUCUUUGCCUGCCCCCCCCCAAUGGCACGAGGGUGGCAAAAAUGCUUCCGGAGAACCCUCUUCCCUUCCUUCCUUCUUUCCUCCCUUCUGUCUUUCCCUGUGGGCCAGGCUUAAUGCUCUGUGUGGUUUUGAAACAGAAGAGGGUGAAGAGGAGCAGAACAAACCAUUUGGGCGCUUUUUUGGAGAGGGGUGGUGGUGCCUGCCCAUCAGCCAGAAACAGCCUGGAGCGAAAAGAUAAUAGAUAUGGCCAUAGUAGUCAUUUUGGAGAACAGGAACGGUCCAUUUUAAGGUUGGAGGGGGGAGAGGAGGCUGAGGACAGAAGUGGUCCAUCAAAGGGGUGGGAGGCCUGAUGUGAAGGAAUAUUCCACGUGCCACAAGGGAAAAGGGGUGUGUGAACAUGAGGGAGGAGGUGCGUAUGGCUUGCACAGCGCUUCUCUCGCAUUGCAGCCCCAUUUUUCUCUCCUGCCUGGUAGAAGAUGCGCAGCAGCAAAGGACAGGGAUGUUCCAUGAAAGGAAAGGAGAGGGAGCAUCUGAGGACAGGAAUGGCCCACAAAGAAAGUUGGGGGGGGAGAGUAGAGGUGGGGCUGGAAUAUUCCAUGCGUGUAGGGGGGGGAGGUGGAGCUCUGAUUGAGGGUGGGCAGGAUUUGGGGGAGUUGGAUUUGGCAGGGACUCCGAUAGAGGAAACCACAGGAAUUGAAAAGCAGGGGGAAUGCAGAAGGAGCUCACAUAGGAAGGUGGAGGAAGUGGGACAAAAUAGCAGAGUGGAAUAUUCCAAGUGGGCUGGAUUGUAAUUAGCCAUAUAUUGCAAGGGGGGUGGGGUGGAGGAUUGCAAUUGGGGGAGGGGAAAGAGGCAGUUUUUCCACAGUAGGUAUUGUGGAUUUCCAAUUCCCUCCCCUUAAAAAAAAAAUUAUAUAUAGAAUAUUUAUGUAUAUUGGUGUCCAGGUGUCCUUUGAGCUUAAAGGCAGGGGAUGUUGAUGGUUUAAUAUCCCAAGCAGCAGUUUGAGGAGGGAUCUAAUCAGAAAACAAACUCAUCUGCCUCCUUUCAUUUCCUUUUUCUAGGAUAUUGGGCAGGGUGGGGGCAUGGGGAAAAUUGUGUCUGGGAAAUCCCUUCAGGCCCCGAGCUAUCUCCCUUUGCCCCUGAAAUCAUGUGAUUGCCUUCUUUUCUCCUCUAUGGCGUGGGGUGGGGGUCCCAGGCACAGAUUAGAAAGACUCAAAAACAGAGUAAAGAAAAAAGAGGGUGUUUAGAGGACACUGGCCCUCCCCUCUUUGGGAUCAGAGAUGCCCCCCCCUCUGGUCUACCACCCACCCUUCUGGGGCAAGCAGUCAGUUAGCAUAAUAAACCAAAGAAAGUAUUAUCCCAUUCCUUUCUACUCUUCCCUGCCCCCCCCCAAGUUCGUUACAUACACCCCUAGUACGGUUUGCAUGUGGCUGAAACGUGUCUCUCCAGAACAUGGAGGAACAAAGCUGAAAACAUGAAUGCAUGUAUUUUCUCUUUCCUGCCCCCUCCCCUUAAUGUCACCCCCACAUUUGGGGGGGGGUGGAGGCAGCUUCGAGGAACAACGCUUGGGUUUCAUUUUUUUAACCCCCCCCCCCCCGCUCCCCGUUCAGUAUUGGAACAUGUUUUCUUUUGUGUGUGUUUUUCAAAAAUUGAAAUGGGUGCUUCAACAAGAAAAUAAAAGUAUGCUUUAUUUUAAAA
Molecule: messenger RNA, 4417 nt
Organism: Podarcis muralis (Common wall lizard)
Lineage: Eukaryota; Metazoa; Chordata; Lepidosauria; Squamata; Lacertidae
Source: RefSeq, a predicted model, not a curated record